AGGCAGGCAGGCACGAAGCCACUUCUCUCUCUGAGAAGUUUCCAGCCAUAUUUUUUAAUGGGAAAAUUCAAACAGAACUCCACUGUCCACGAGGAAAGAACUGUGUGUUUCCGAACCCGUUUCCAGCAGACAUCGCCGUUCCAUCGUUUCAUCUGCGGAAGCGUGGCCCCUAUAAACCAUAUUCUUUUGGUUCCUUUUGCUGUUUUUUGCUGCUUUUUGCUGCUCUUUGCUGCCUUUUGCGUCUCGCGGAUUUCUUCUUGCAGCAGCCGCAGCAGCAGACAAAUUUAUGAGCGUUAAGUGAAGGCCAAUAAAAUUGUGGACGUUUUUUCCGUCUGGACUUGUUUUCUGGCCACAACUUGAGGCCGUCUCUUCCGCUGGAACAUUAAUUUUACGAUGGGUUUCCAGUUCUUUCGAGAUUUUUUGUUGUUUCUGUUUCUGUUUCUGUCUCUGCCCGUGCCCGUGCCCGUGUCCCGAAAGACUAAUGGAUUUUAGUGUUUUGGGCUUCCAAUGUUCCACAAAUUAAAACAGAAUUAUAAUUAAAUACUCCCACCGCCCACGAGAGGGCUCAUUAUCGAUCGCUUAUCGAGUGCGGGUGGGUGUGGGGAUGGGGGUGGAUUCAGUUGGAUAAAGGCCAUGGUUCACCUGUGACUAGCCUCAGUGCUCGACUGGAAACAACAUGUGGAAGUUAUCUGCGAUUGCUGGCACUUUCCUAAUGGUAAACAAAUGGUUGAAGGUUAAAGGUAACAAAAAGCUAGUAGAACCCCCCACUAAAAGGCCCCAUACCAUUCCACAGUGCGCGGUGGCACAUGUGACAUUCACGAACCUCAAGUGCCAGAUGAUUGACCGGCGGUUCGGGCUGUUUGAAAUGUGCCGGAUCAAGGCGGUGAAUCGAACCCACAAAUAUAUGGAUAUCUACGCAAAGAUCUACAAGUUACCCGUGGAUAAUAUAACUUGCCGAAUCCUUCCCAUGCGUCAUGAUCAUGGCUAUAGGCCGUUCUUCAUGAACCUGACCUUUGAUUUCUGUGGGUUUUUCAGGAGUCUACGGACCGAGCAUGGCAUCAGGGAGAUCCUGCUCCAAGAACUCUUCCAGACGGUCAAGCAGUUCACGAACGUGAACCACUCGUGUCCCUACAAUCACGAUUUGGUGAUCUCCAAAAUGUGGACCGGCAAUCUGGAGACGCGAUUCCUGCGGUACAUUCCCUUGCCCCAAGGGGACUACAGCCUCUCCUUCUACUGGUUCACCGUCGGCGUUCAUCGAGCGACUGUCCGAGUGUACUUUAGGCUAACCGGCGGCUAAUUAUGAACAAUCGUCAUUAUGGCUGGA
Molecule: messenger RNA, 1324 nt
Organism: Drosophila pseudoobscura
Lineage: Eukaryota; Metazoa; Arthropoda; Insecta; Diptera; Drosophilidae
Exons: 3
Coding region: 677-1297 (206 amino acids)
Source: RefSeq, a predicted model, not a curated record